Messenger RNA from Prosopis cineraria, 933 nucleotides. RefSeq names its product disease resistance protein RUN1-like. Gene Ontology annotation, molecular function: ADP binding. Gene Ontology annotation, biological process: defense response; signal transduction. The record is from RefSeq and is a predicted model, not a curated record. The transcript has 5 exons. NCBI's taxonomy places the organism in Eukaryota, Viridiplantae, Streptophyta, Magnoliopsida, Fabales, Fabaceae. The coding region runs from base 1 to 933 and encodes 310 amino acids.
AUGAUUGAAGGUUCUGGAUUUUCAAUCAUCAUCUUCUUUGAACACUAUGCUAGUUCCAGAAGCAACGAGAGUGAAGACGUCAACAAGAUUGUUAAGAAUGUUUGUGAGAUAUUAGACAAGAAAGACCCGUUUGUGGUAGACCACCCAGUAGGAGUGGAUGAUAAAGUGCAAGAAGUAAUCACAAUGCUUCAAAACCAUCAAUCUGAAGAAGUUAUCGUGGUAGGGAUAUGGGGAAUGGGGGGCAUAGGCAAAUUAACUAUUACCAAAGCCAUUUAUAAUGAAAUUGGUCGUUUGAGAGUAGAAGUUACCUUUGAAAGAUCAGAAAAGGUGGACAGAAGUGAUGUCACACGGAUAUUAAAUGGCUGUGGGUUUUUGGCCAACCUUGGAAUCAAAACCCUUGUGGAGCGAAGCCUUGUGACCAUUGAUAACAAGAAUAAGCUUGUCUUCUUUGAAGUUUUGUCACAAACUAAAAAUUGCAUUUUCAGACAGAAGCAUUUAAGAAGACGAAGAGACUCCGAUUACUUUGUCUUGACAAUGUACAGGAAUGCUGGAAUUUUCGUUGUCGAAGACGAUACUGAUGAGCUUAACAGUGAAAAUGAAAUCUCAAUUGAACCGCUGCAAAAUAUGAUUGAAGGAUCUGCAUUUUCAAUCAUCAUCUUCUCCGAACACUACGCUAGUUCCAUAAGGUGCCUCGAGGAACUCGUAAAAAUCAUGUACUUUCACAAAGUAGGGUACAAUCAAGUUGAUAUGACCAAAUUCUAUGGUGUGGAUCCAUUAGAUGUUCGUGAUCAAAAAUCGAAUUUUGGAAAAGCGUUUCGAAGUCUCGUACAAAGAAUUUCACCCACUAAAGAUCAAGUGUUGAGAUCCAGGACGGCUCUCAUUGAAGCUGAACACGUGGCAAAAUUUGUUGUGCCUGAUUCCAAGUCCAAGUAA